AUGAAGUCUUUUGUGUUUCCUUUAGCCCUGUUUUUCUUGGCUUUUCGCCAGGAUGGAAUAGCACAGCUUCUUGAUGCAAAUUGUUACUUUCAAUUGAGCCCAAGGAUAUUUCAUGGAACUAACGCUCGUUUGGGGACCACUCCUUGGAUAGCAGUUAUAAGCAAUACUACUCAAGAUUUAUGCGGCGGCACUCUUAUACACUCACGUUUCAUCUUGACCGCCGCCCACUGCAUUAAAGAGAAUAAUCAAUUAUUCGUGAGAUUGGGACUGUACGACAAAUCCUGCCCAUCAUGGCGUUGCACAGAAGUGGAGAAGUAUAGUGUGAUCAACAGCAUUCCUCAUCACCAAUAUAACGCGUUAAGUAUGAAGAAUGAUAUUGGUAUUUUGAAACUGGACAGACAAGUGGUGUACAACGCACAAAUCCGACCGAUUUGCAUUUUCUUCGGGAUUGAAAUUGAUCAGUGGUCAAUCGUUCAUUUCUCUGCCUACGGCUGGGGUAAAACGGAAAACGAAGGAACAAGCUCAAUCCUUAAGACCAUUAAUCUUUCCCGUCGUAGCCAACCCUGUUUUUGGUCAGACAGGGAAACGCAAAUCUGUGCUGGUGCCGAUAAAGGCGACACUUGCACCGGUGACUCAGGUGGUCCUUUGGUAGCCAAUAUUACAUACCGGGGAAAUAACUUCCGCUCACAGGUUGGAAUCGUCAGCUUUGGCAGCACCGAUUGUAAUUCUAAUGGCAUCUACACGAAUAUUAGUAGCUACAAGCAAUGGAUAAAAGAUACCAUUUCGGAAAAGGAUCGCGAUCAGGAGCGCUUUUUGGAUGAGGACUGCGGCAACACUCCGCAAAAACAGGGAUCUAUCCGCCAACCUUGGAAAGUAAAUAUACUUCCCAGCUAUGCUAAUGGCGCCCUUAUCACAAAACGGAUUGUCCUUACGGUUGCAAGUCAUUUGGACACAGAUGUCCAGAAAAUGUAA
Molecule: messenger RNA, 972 nt
Organism: Drosophila rhopaloa
Lineage: Eukaryota; Metazoa; Arthropoda; Insecta; Diptera; Drosophilidae
Product: chymotrypsin-like protease CTRL-1
Exons: 5
Coding region: 1-972 (323 amino acids)
Biological process (GO): proteolysis
Molecular function (GO): serine-type endopeptidase activity
Source: RefSeq, a predicted model, not a curated record